AUGUCAACAACGACGACAACAACAGCGAAAGUUUCCCCAAUUCAAUUUGCCUGGAAUGCUAAUAAUAUUGGUUUUGAAUCUUCUUUGUGGUUAAGAUCGGUCGGUAAGCUGCGUGGAACUAUCGCACGGUCACCCAGACUACAACAAAAAAACGAUAUCAAGACGUUUCAGUAUAGUAAGGAUGGUCGAUAUUUUGGCUGGGCAUCGUCAGAAAUGGUUGUCGUGAUUGACACAGAAACAACCGAAAUAGUAAAGGAGAUUCCACGAAAAAACGUAGUUGAAAUUGGGUUUUCGCCAAAGGGCACGUAUAUAUCUACUUGGGAACGGCCUGUUAAACUCGGAGAGAAUAUUGUUCAUAAGAAUCUUAUCUUGUGGGAAGUCGAGUCUGGUGAAGAACUCAUAUCUUUUACACAGAAAAGUCAGAAUAAUUGGAACGUUCAAUGGACAGACGAUGAGGCAUUUUUCUGUCGCAUGGUCACAAAUGAAGUACAAUUUUUUGAUAGUAAACGAGUGGAUAAGGGCGUACAUUCGAGACUACGUUUAGAGGGAAUCGCUGAUUUUUCAUUGUCACCCGGUAAGAGUCCGUCAAUAGUCGUGUUUAUUCCUGAGAAAAAGGGCGCACCCGCCAGAGUCCAAAUGUUCUCAAUAACGAAUUUCAAUGUCACCCUUGCGCAGAAAACGUUCUUCAAAGCAGAUAAAAUUCAGAUGAAGUGGAAUGAUCUCGGGACUAAUUUGUUAGUUUUGACGCAUACCGAUGUGGAUAAGACAAAUAAAUCUUAUUAUGGAGAAACAAAUUUAUAUUUUCUGGCGUCGGCUGGUAAUUAUGACUGCCGUGUUCAACUUGAUAAAGAAGGUCCAAUUCAUGAUGUCGCAUGGAGCCCCAACUCCAAAGAAUUUAUAGUCGUUUAUGGGUAUAUGCCCGCAAAAGCAACACUAUUCGAUCAUCGCGCAAACAUAGCUUAUGAGUUUGGCAUAAACCCAAGAAACACCGUACAAUUCAAUCCUCAAGGACGCCAUAUCCUUUCUAUUUCUUUUUAA
Ambispora leptoticha is the source of this 1038-nucleotide messenger RNA. The record is from the annotation of a GenBank genome assembly. Lineage: Eukaryota; Fungi; Glomeromycota; Glomeromycetes; Archaeosporales; Ambisporaceae.